AUGAUUUUGCCAAAUGGAGAAAUGGAGGUUGCCGAAGACAAUGGAGGAGUCAUGCGAGAUGCUUUAGUAGAGUUCUGGGAUUCUUUCUUUGAACAGUGUUGCCUCAGAAGAGUUUGCAAUUGCUUCCAUUCUCUAUUUCGGAUGGAAGUGGCAGAACUACUUCCCGUUAGCAUAGCAAAGUCUUUUAUGGCGUGUUGCAUUUAUGGCAUGGAUAUAUUUUCAACAACAAAAGAAUCCCUUAUACCUGAAUACCUUUCCUUCCUUCCAUGUUCAGAGGCUGGCAUACUCAAGGCAUCCUUGGAAGGUCAUUUUGAGGAGGAGGACGUUAUUGAUGUCCUCAUUGUCCAUGAAUGUAGAGUUCUGCCCACAAAGGAAACUCUCAAGAGGUUGAUUGGCGAGAUAGCACACAAGGAGAUGGUUCAGCAGCCAAUGUAUGUAAAAGGAGCAUGGUUCGAUAAAAUGACUUUGUUGGGGUUCAGUCUUGGAGAAACAUCCCUUGAUUCACUGUAUGACUCCCUCAGGCCAAACAAUCGGAAAGUGAUGAAGAUGCUUUCAUUUCCAGACGACAUGUCCUUGCAACAGAAAAGUACAUCGGAGUUCCUCAGAAAAUAUGUCCGUGAACUGGAAAAAGAUGAUCUCUCCCAGUUUCUCAGGUUCUGCACUGGGGCCAACUUGUGUAUCACAGAUGGUUAUGGUCACCAAAAGCCAAUCUACAUUCGUUUCACAACACUAUCAGGUCUGGCAAGGAGGCCAGUUGCUCACACUUGUGGACAGGUACUUGAGCUACCUGGCCAAUACGACAACUUCCUUGACUUCAGGAAGGACUUCAACACGAUCCUCGAGAGCGGUGUGUGGGUGAUGGAUUUUGUUUAG
Messenger RNA from Haliotis rubra (blacklip abalone), 873 nucleotides. RefSeq lists its product as uncharacterized. Bases 1 to 873 code for a protein of 290 amino acids. Gene Ontology annotation, molecular function: ubiquitin-protein transferase activity. The transcript is spliced from 2 exons. The record is from RefSeq and is a predicted model, not a curated record. Lineage: Eukaryota; Metazoa; Mollusca; Gastropoda; Lepetellida; Haliotidae.